Zophobas morio is the source of this 6028-nucleotide messenger RNA. RefSeq names its product AT-rich interactive domain-containing protein 4B-like. Gene Ontology annotation, cellular component: nucleus. The record is from RefSeq and is a predicted model, not a curated record. Gene Ontology annotation, molecular function: transcription cis-regulatory region binding. The transcript has 12 exons. Lineage: Eukaryota; Metazoa; Arthropoda; Insecta; Coleoptera; Tenebrionidae. Gene Ontology annotation, biological process: regulation of transcription by RNA polymerase II. The coding region runs from base 345 to 5408 and encodes 1687 amino acids.
AAAAAAAAUGGGGAGUGGGGAGAGAGUGGAUGUUGAUUGUUGACAGAAUGUCAUUCCAACCGCUUGAAAUAAUAAUUUUACUUUUCAAUUUAGAAAAAAAUAGAAAAAUCGGGCAAAAAUUACAACACCGUUGCGUAACUAUAGCUUUAAAAUAGUAGUUUUUUUAAUCACAAGGCUACUUGAUCUCAUAAAGGUUGCAAAGUGGUGGCAAUGCAUUAGUUGGGUGCAUUUUGAUUCUGGUUACAAUAUUGUGGUAGUUUUUGUUUAUUUUGUAUCACCAAUGGAAGUAAAAUUGUAGUCACUCAUACAGUUCUGUAAAUGUAGAGACAAAGCAACAAGCAAACAUGCAGGCGGACGACCCACCGUAUCUUUCUGUUGGGACUGCAGUUAGUGCUAAAUAUAAGGGAGCAUUUUGUGAAGCAAAAGUCAGUAAAGUUGUGCGUAUCGUAAAAUGUAAAGUGACCUAUAAAAUGGGUUUGGGUACUGCAACUGUGAGUGAUGAACAGGUUAAAGGUACUUUAAGAGUUGGACACACAGUGCAAGCCAAACAUCCUGAAAAGAAGGAGUUCGUGGAAGCUACAAUUGGCAAGAUUCAAGACUGUAGUCAGUACACCGUUGUUUUUGAUGAUGGGGACAUAACAACAUUAAGACGGUCAGCUUUGUGUCUAAAAAGUGGAAGACAUUUUAAUGAAAGUGAGACCCUAGAUCAGUUACCCUUGACUCAUCCUGAACACUUUGGCAAUCCAGUUGUAGGUGGCAGAAGAGGGAGGCGAAAUAGACAGUUAAAGGAGGAUAGCAGCGAGGGUGAAGGGGAAGAAGAAAAUGAACCUGAUUUAGAAGGUUACUCCAUAGACAUAGGACGCGUUGUUAGUGUUGAAGCUACUGACAAAAAAAGAGGGAAAGAUAAUUGGUUUCCUGGGCUGGUUGUUAUUCCAUCAGCUCAACCUACUGUAAGAAUUAAUGUAAAAGAUGAAUACUUGGUUAGAUCAUUUAAAGAUGGUCGAUAUUACACGGUACCUAAAAAGGAAGUCUCAGAAUUUAGCAGAGAAUUAGGUGAAAAAGUUGAAAGUUCUGUGUUAGCAGAAGCUGUAAAUAAGGCCUUAAAAUACCUUGAUAACAAUGAAUUACCAGUACACUGGGAAAGAAAUUCAUUGUUUAAUAUGCAGUCAAUUGAUAGUGAUUCUGAUGAAAAUUAUAGUGAUUCUUCUGAUGACGAACCAAAUGAAGAAAAAGACAGGUUUGUGGCACAGUUAUACAAGUUUAUGGAUGAUUCGGGAACGCCGCUGAAUAAAAGUCCCAUGAUAGGAAACAAAGAUGUAGAUUUACACAAAAUGUUUAGGGUGGUUCACAAAUUAGGUGGCUAUAAUCGAGUAACAAAUAAAAAUAAAUGGAGAUUAAUUACCACUCGAUUAAAAUUGCCAAAUAAUCAAGCGACGUUUAAUCAAGUGAAAAAUGUGUAUAAAAAGUGUUUAUUAAGUUACGAAUCGUUUUACAAAACCUUAGGUGUAACAAUGUUAAAUCAUAGUAUAUCUGCCAAGAAGAAUCGCGGAAGGUCAUUAAUUCGUGAUAAAGACAGAUCAACUCCAGUGAAUAGCCCUAAACCUGAUAAAGAUGAUGAUAUCUUAGAAAAAAAAGAUGAUGAGAAAAGUAUCCCGGAAGAUAAAAGUAAGAAAAAGAUGGACUUUAAGAGAGAAGAUGAAAAAAGGCGGAAAGAACUUGUCGAAAACAGCGACACUAAUAGUAGCGAUGCUACUGAUCAAUCUGAAUCUGUGCCAAGUACGUCCAAAGAUAUUGGAAGACCCCGACGGAUCGACCGAUUGAAAGAGAAAAAAGCGAAAACGCCAGUUGGUGACAAAGUCAAACCUGAAAGUAUAAAAAAGGAUGAUGAAGAAAAAAUCCAACAGACAAGGUCUAAGUCACAAACACUCAAACCUAAAGAAGUGGUAAACAGUUUAAAGAAAGAUACAAAAGCUGGGGACAAUGCACUGAAAAUAGCUCCAAAACAAACAACAAAGAAAAGUGAUGAUGAUAAGAAGAGGGGACGCAAGAAAAUUAAUUCAGAUGAAAAGGCAUCUGUUGAAAUUGUUACUGACAGCCUUUCAGGACAGACAAUUAGUGUUGGUGAUAAAUUGAAAGUUUACUACGGUCCCACUCAUGAGCAGAAAGUAACAUAUGAAGCAAAAGUCUUAGAGAUUGAAAAGGAGCCUUCAGGUCUACAGUAUCUUGUACAUUAUACAGGCUGGAAUACAAGAUAUGAUGAAUGGAUAGCACCUAGUCGUAUUGCAGAAAAUCUCAGCGCUAACACGAAAGCUAAAAGAUUAAAACAGGGUACUGUCUCAGCGUCUACAUCUUCUAGUAAAACUUCUACUGUUACUAAAACAUCUAGUGCUAAACGCGGCCGAGGCACUUCUGUUACAAGUAGGAUUACCACUACUACUAGCACUACUGAACCACCGCGCUCAACAACCCCAUCUAGUGUUACUUCUUCUUCUAGUAGAACCAAGAGUCCAGCAACACCUGCUACACGAUCUACAAGUCGUAUGACUCGUUUGGAUUAUGGACGCAAAACUCGAAGGGCUUCAGCUCAAACAGACGUUUCAAAUCACUCAGAAUCCGAUUCUGAAAUUUCCGAAAGUGAAGCGGAAUUAACUCGAACGAGGAGUGGAAAUAAAUCUGAGGACGUGGAAAUUAGAACGUAUAAAAAGAAGAUAUCAAGAACACCAACGGUCACAAAAUCGGAGAAAUUGAAGGAUAAGGAAGACGCGGAUACUGAGAAGGAAGAAGAAUCUGACAGAUCCAAACGUACAAGAAAAUUGAAAAAAUCUCCAGAAAAAUCGGGCGAAGAAAGCGAUGAAGAUAACGGGUCGAACUUACCGAAAGGAAGAGAUUUCGAUCUAAAUCAGAUUCGGUCCGAAUUGAAAGGUUUUAAUAAAGCUGUCAAAGUGCCAUCGCUUGAAGCUGCCGAAAAGGAAGUGUUAUCGUCAUCAGAUGAUUCAAGUACUCCAAUACUAACAAAAAUCGAAACCGUAGAAGAGAAAAAAGAAAUCAAAGCAAUCGAAACGUCGCCCACGUCUGACGAUAUCUACGAGUUCAAAGAACCGGAACCGUUUGAGUUCGAAUCGCGUGCGAAAAUGGUGGAUGACAAGGCGUCGAAGAAACGAAUACCUCGAUUAUACGAAGAUCUUGAAAAGAGCCCGAAAAAGAAAAUCAUAAAAUCGCCAGGCAAAUCGGAUAAGGAUAGUCCAGAGCUUGAUAAAAAGAGGUUUAGGAGGACACCGGUACGGAAACAAGAUGAAUCGGAAGAAGAUGAGAAAAAGGAUGAUGAGGAUCCAUUUGAUAAGCUUGUUGAGUCGCCAUCGUUCAAUAUAAAACCGCUGGAAAAAGUUGUUGAAAGUAAGCCAAAAGUGUUGAGGAGUACUCCAGAAGAAGCUUUGAAUGUGUUUAGAGAUGCUGUUGAGGAAUACACCAGAGAUAUUGAUUUGUCUGAUAACGAAUCGCAAGGACAACAUCUUUUCACGCGGGAUGAUGAACUUUUCUCGGGUACUUUUACCAAAUACUCGCCUGAAAGAAAUCUUGACCUUGAUUUUUCAAGUAAAGUGGAAGAUAUAAAAAAGGAAAACGAUGAUUUGGAGUCAAUUAGAGAGUCUAUCACAAGAGCAAUCGAAAGAACUCCAUCUAGUGACGAGUGUGAUAAUUUAAGCGACGAAGACGAUGAUUUAGUUAUUACUACAUCAACGAUAACGUACCAAGGUAAAAAACGAGAAGCGGAUUCUACUUCGGUAAUAGUGGAUGCUAAUCUGAUUGAAUCUACAAGCCAAGAAGAUGUUGAAGUCAAAGUUGAAGUUAAAGAAGAAGUUAUCCACAAGAGUCCUAUUUUACAGAUCUCUCCUGCUCUCCAAGAGACAGAUAGCUCACUGCUAGAGUCGAUAUGUUCACAGCCUUUAGCAAUUUCGACAAAAUUAGAAGAUACAAAAGACCUUAAUUUAAAAACCGGCACAAGGAUCGCAGAUUCUCUACUACAGAAAUUGACUUCUAUAAAUAAUAAACCAGACUCUGACAGUGAACAAGAUAUUAAAAAAGAAGUAGAUAAAGAUACUGACAUAGAUGAUGGUAUCAAGUUGAUAGAUGUUACAAGGAUGAUUAAACAAGUUGAAUUAAAAGUCAAACCUUCUGACAUGGAAGUAAAAAAAUCUGCCACUCCAACGAAAAUAGAGCCUAUCAGCGAUAUUAAAAAAAGAAGAAAAGUUGUCAGUAGAGCGUACAUAGAGGAAUCUGAUUCAAACAGCAGCGAUUCGGAACAACUCGUCAUUGCAAGAUCAGAUGAAGAUUCUCAGACGACUUCAUUAGAUAAACCUGACCUUAAAGAAAGCGACAGCAAUAUGUCUACCGCUCAUAUUGGAACUACAGACGAUUCUCAGUCUCAAGAAGAACAACGAAAUUUCAAAUUUGACACCACAGACAAGUCGUUGAGUCCUGAACCGAUAAAAGAAGAACAACACGAACCUGAAAAUGUCAAAGAAGAUGAGCCAGAUUCUCAGCUUCACUCGUUGCUUUUAUGCGAGGAAACGAUACCCAGAAGUCCGGCGCCUGCAUCAGAAGGUUCUAGCGUUGUUGAACAAAAACCUAAAGCGAAAUCGGUUUUAGAAAUGCCUUUUGCCAGUGCGCCUGGCAAUUGUAAUAAUAAAAAUAUGCUGCUAAAUAACGAACACAAACCAGUAACGAAACCACAGCCACCGCCAUUAGUACUGCCUAUAGCAAAUAGGGAUAAUCGUGAUGUUUCGACCGUCAUCACUCCACCUUCAACACCAGGCAGUUCCACAAGUGGGGACCAUGGGGAUUUAUCUCCUAAUACUAUAGAAAAUGAAAGUUGUAAGUCAAACGACGCAGAAUUGGAUUAUCCAAGGAAACGAAGAAAUUCUUCUCUUAAUAAAGUACCGUUGUAUAGUGAAGAUGAUACUCAAAUGACCAAUGAACCUAGCACCGGAAAAAAAUCUCGAGAGGAAUGUGUGGCGGCUUCUUGUAGAAAACGCCGAAAAUCUGUAAGAGGUAUCGACGAAAUACCGGCGAAACGAGGGCGUAAACCUCUCAACCGAUCAAGGCAAAAUAGCGACAGCGAUGACACUUCUGAACAUUCAUUAACGGGUUCUGCUACGAAUUUAGGUUUACCAUCAUAUGAUAGAACUUCAAAAUCACCAAGACCUUCAAAGUACAACUUUUUCGUGGAAUUUGAUCCAAGUUUGAACAGUGGCCAAAGAAUUGCCGUAUUACAACAAAAAUUAUCGGAGCUUCGUAAAACUUAUGCUGAAGUGAAAGCCGAAUUAGCAGCUGUAGAAAGGCGUAGGAAAAAAAUUCGACGAAGAGAGCGUGAAGCGCUGAAGGCUUCAAAGCAAGAAAUGGUUUGUGGAUGAUCCAAAUUGUACAACCAGUGCUCUUCCAAUUUUAGACUGUAAGAAACGCUGUAAAAUAUUUUUUAUGUAGUGUAUUGUAAGAAAUGAUUUUAUCAAAUACCUGCUGCGAGGUUUAAUUGUCUUUAUUUUUUGUAUAUCGUUGUUGUCAGUCUUAUUUAAGAGAUAUUUGUUAUUAUACUAUAAUAUUUUGUUAGCUGAAGACUUAAAAAGUAUAUCGUAACAGACAUAAGAUGAGAUCUCGUCAAUAAUUUAAACUUUAAACAAGAUUUUAUCAUUGUUUAAAGUUUAGUUGCAUUAAUAUGAUGCCAGAUAUAUAUAUAAUUUGUUUAAAACAUUGGAAUGUGGUAUAGAUUGUUUAUAAAUAGUACCCACAUUUAUUUGUACAUAAUUUUGUUAUUAUAUAGUUAGAGAGCAUCUUACAACUAACAUUAAGGCAUUAAAUUUAUACUCCAAUUAUUUUGAUUACCUUGUUGUAUAAUUAACUUAUGUUAGUUAAGUUGUACUAAUAUAUUAUAUUCUUGCAAAGGAGAUGCUAAAUUCGUGUAAAAUAUAUUUGGCUCUCACAGUGGCAAUACUUUUAUAUGAUUUAUUUAUUUGGAAUAAAAUAGAAUUAAUAAUUU